AUGAGAUCGUUAGUGGUACUUGCGUCGUUUGUGGUAGCGGUACUGAGUGCACCAGCAGCAUACGAGGAUGAUGAUUCCUAUUUACGGAUUUUACCAGCGAUACGACAUGAAGAAGUUCAUGACGAUUAUGGCCAGUACGCAUUUCGGUAUAUCACGGCUGAGAAUACGGUGGUAUCAGAGCGUGGUCGUCUAGUGCUUGGUUCCAAUGGCGGAUACGUCCUCCUGAUCGAAGGUCAAUACAGUUUCAUUGGUGAUGACGGUCAGCUCUACGUCACCAGAUAUCGAGGUGGUCCAGACGGGUUCCAAGUCGACGGAGACCAUUUACCUCAACCUGUUCCUGUACCUAAAGUUAAU
Messenger RNA from Brenthis ino (lesser marbled fritillary), 354 nucleotides. The record is from the annotation of a GenBank genome assembly. NCBI's taxonomy places the organism in Eukaryota, Metazoa, Arthropoda, Insecta, Lepidoptera, Nymphalidae.